AUGUUAGUAAAUGUACGAAAUUCCAGACAGAUUGGUUGCCGCUUCUCCACGAUUGUAACAUCUUCCUUUCCCCUCACCAUCAACGCCGACAGAAGAACUCAGGGACGAGUCAUUGUGAAUAGAAUUCGAGGAAGUCAGCAUGUAAACCCAGGUGGCACGUGCAAAACGACAUUGCCACUUCACGAUCACAUCAACAAUCUUAAGGCGCACGUGACGGAGCGCUCGCUCACAAUGAGCAGCUGGAGGCGGUUUGCAGCAGCGAUUGCGCGCGCCGACGGUCUUAAACGGGACAUCACAGAUGAGCGAGAGCUGCGUCGUUCGCUUGAAGAGGCAGUUCACAUCAACCUUGUUGUCACUAGAGAUGAUAUUUGCAUGACACUCGGCCGAAACUCAAGCAGCGCGAUAGCGACUAGACGCAGAGACUAUUGGUCACGAAAAGCCAUUCUCGAUCUCGUUGCUGAAUACCGCUAUAAAGGUCACCGGUGGAUCGAUCAAGUGUGCUACAAGAUGUAG
Messenger RNA from Plasmopara halstedii, 513 nucleotides. RefSeq lists its product as uncharacterized. The coding region runs from base 1 to 513 and encodes 170 amino acids. The transcript has a single exon. The record is from RefSeq and is a predicted model, not a curated record. NCBI's taxonomy places the organism in Eukaryota, Oomycota, Peronosporomycetes, Peronosporales, Peronosporaceae.